AUGCAACAAGGGGAGGCACACGGGGCCUCGUCGUGUUCGCAUGGGGCGGUGAAAGAGGGAGGGGUACCCACCGUCCGUGAGAGGGACGGGAAAGGGGCGGGGGUGCCAGUUGGCGUGAUUCAACACCUUCUCGGGUCGUCCUCGGCGGCUGGUGAGCCCGCGCGUCGCUUUAUCGAGGUCGAAAUAGAAACGACGCAGGGCUACGUUUACGCCGGCAAACUGGUGGACCUCGACGCGCACUCCAACGCCACUCUGCAGGAGGCAACGGUGCGACGGGAACGGGCGUGCGAUGUUCAGCGCGCCCUUCGCCAGGCGCAUUGGCGCCAACAGCGGCAGUUGAUGUUUGGGAUGAUGAAUCGUGACGUGGCGCUUUCGGUUCUCGGCGUCGACGUUCCGGAGGAGCGCGCGGAUUCGGCGACGCGUAUGUGCUACGUGGGCACGACAUUAAUUCGGAGUAGUAGUUUGGUUAUGAUUCGCUUCGUGGGGGAUGGUGCGGUGGCUACUAUUACAAAUGAGCCUGUGGAAUGCCACAGUACCAACAACGAGGGGCGUACGAGCCGGAAGAAGAGUAGAACUGAGCCUUCGUCUCAGACUAGUCUGCAGCGGGCCUUCGUCGAGGCUGCCACUGCGGCAAAAAAGGCAGUUGAACAAGAACGACGUAAAAAUCGCUUGGAACGCCAAAAGCGAAAGAUGGAGGCAGUGAAAAAGAAAUAA
This is a messenger RNA of Phytomonas sp. Hart1, 714 nucleotides long. The record is from the annotation of a GenBank genome assembly. NCBI's taxonomy places the organism in Eukaryota, Euglenozoa, Kinetoplastea, Trypanosomatida, Trypanosomatidae.